GGAGCCGGAGCCGCAGCGCGAACGGAAGAGGGAGCCGGAGUGAGAGUCUGAUCCAGAGCCACAGGCGAAGAAUCGGGUCGGCGGCGGGGAGCUGUCGGCGGGCGCCCGGUGGCGGCGGGGCCGUGGCGGAGAUGUGCGCGGCGAGAGAAGGGCGUUGGGGCCGGAGGCAGCGAGCGCUGCUGUGCUGCGUGUUGGUGGCGGCGUGGGACGCGGCGUGGGGGCAGCUGCGCUACUCGGUGCCCGAGGAGCUGCCCAAGGGCUCUUUCGUGGGCGACGUGGCCAAGGACCUGGCGCUGCAGCUGGCGGCGCUCCGCGACCGCGGCGCCCGAGUUGUGUCGGCAGAUAGGGCGCGGUAUUUCGCUCUGCAUGCGAACAGCGGCCACCUGGUGACGGCGGAGAGGCUAGACAGAGAGCAGCUGUGCGAGGGCUUGCAGCGCUGCGUGCUGCGCUGUGAGGUGAUCGUGGAGGGUGAGAUGAAAGUUUACGAGAUCGAAGUGGAAAUCACGGACAUUAACGACAACAUACCCACCUUUGGAGAACCAGAAAAGGAACUGAGAAUUAGCGAGACGACAACUCCAGGGUCGCGCUUCCCUCUGGCCGCGGCUCACGACCCGGACGUGGGAGUGAAUUCCCUGCAGAGCUACGAGCUGAGCGGCGACGAGCAUUUCUCGCUGUCCGUGCAGGCGGGAGCCGACGGCGAGAAGCGUCCCGAGCUGGUGCUGGCCAAGGCGCUGGACCGGGAGGAGGCGGCGUUUCACGAGCUGGUGCUGAGGGCGAGCGACGGCGGAAAGCCGUCUCGGACGGGCACGGCGCUCAUCCGCGUGUCUGUGCUGGACGCUAACGACAACGCGCCCGUGUUCACCCAGGCGGUGUAUGCGGUGCGCGUGCCCGAGGACGUGGCCGUUGGCUCCACGCUCCUCACCCUCACGGCCACCGACGCCGACGAGGGACUUAACGGCGAGGUUAAGUAUUCGGCAAUAAAAGUAACGGUAGUGAAAACAGACAGAUUCUAUGUGGAUCCCGAGACGGGAUCGAUCAGGCUGGUGAGGAGCCUGGACUUCGAGGAAGGCGACUCCUACGAAUUCAGGGUGGAGGCACAGGACGGCGGCGGCCUAUCCGACACGGCUACAGUCUCGAUCUCGGUGACCGACGUGAACGACAAUGUGCCCGAGAUUUCGGUGAGGUCGGCGCUGAGCGAGAUCUCGGAGGACGCGCCGUCGGGGACGGUGGUGGCCCUGCUGCACGUGCAGGACCGGGACUCGGGCGCCAACGGCGAGGUGCGGUGCUCGCUGGUCGGCGACGUGCCGUUCCGCCUGCGGAGCUCGGUGGGCAGCUACUACAGCGUGGUGACGGCGCGGGAGCUGGACCGGGAGGAGGUGUCGGAGUACAACGUGACGGUGCGGGCGGCGGACGGCGGGUCGCCGUCGCUGCGGAGCAGCGCGGUGCUGGCGCUGCGCGUGCUGGACGUGAACGACAACGCGCCGGUGUUCGCGGAGGCGCGCUACAGCGCCCGUCUGGCCGAGAACAACGCCGAGGGCGCGCUGGUGCUGACGGUGCGGGCGUGGGACGCGGACUGGGGGCAGAACGCGCGCGUGCGGUACCGGCUGGCGGAGGGGCGUGUGCGGGGCGCGCCGCUCUCGUCCUACGUGUCGGUGCAGGCGGAGACGGGCGCGCUGUACGCGCUGCGCUCCUUCGACUACGAGGAGGUGCGCGAGGUGGGGCUGUGGGUGCGGGCGGAGGACGGCGGCGCGCCGGCGCUGAGCAGCAACGUGUCGGUGCGGCUGCUGAUCGUGGACGAGAACGACAACGCGCCGCAGGUGCUGUACCCGCCGGCGGCGGCGGCUCCGGGCGCGGUCUGGACGGGCGUGGAGCUGGCGCCGCGCUCGGCGGAGCCCGGCGCGCUGGUGGCCAAGGUGGUGGCGGUGGACGCGGACGCGGGGCAGAACGCGUGGCUGUCCUACGAGCUGGCCAAGGCGACGGAGCCGGGGCUCUUCCGCGUGGGGCUGCACAGCGGCGAGGUGCGCACGGCGCGCUCGCCGCUGGCCCGCGACGCGCCCAGGCACAGCCUGGUGGUGGUGGUGAAGGACCAGGGCCGGCCGGCGCUGUCGGCCACGGCCACGCUGACGGUGGUGCUGGCCGAGAGCGUGGCCGAGCUGCUCUCGGAGCUGGGCAGCGCGGCGGCGCCGGCCGAGCCCGCCGGCAGCCUGACGCGCUGGCUGGUGCUGGCCGUGGCGGCCGUGUCCUGCCUCUUCCUCGCCUUCCUGCUGCUGCUGCUGGCGCUGCGCCUGCGGCGCUGGCGCCGCUCGCAGCUGCUGCCGCCGGCCAGCGGCGCCUUGCGCGGCGUCCCGGCCUCGCACUUCGUGGGCAUCGACGGCGUCCGCGCCUUCCUGCACUCCUACUCGCACGAGGUGUCGCUCACCGCCGACUCGCGCAAGAGCCAGCGGCGCUGGGCGGCCGACAGCUGCUGCAACACCCUCCCGGCCCGGCCGCCGCCCGACAAGGCCGCGCCUCUGCUCGGGGAAGACGCUGCCGGCGCCCGCGGCGCACAGCCUGACACCCUCCCGGUGAGUCGCUCCGGACACCGCGACGCCCUCCCUCUCGGCGCUUGCCUUCCUUCGUGCUCUUUGCCUUUCCCUCCCCGCUCUCCUUCCCGGGCGUGGAGGUUUCUUGCUGAGCAAGGCACAGCUUCAUUAGGCAGCGGGUUUUGGGUAACUCUUUUGAAGUUAAUGUGGAAUGUGGGACAUGAGCGGGGGCUUUUGCCUUCUGCUCUGCUCCAGAUGAACUCAUUAUUUUUUUCCCACUUGACAGGUGGUUGCACCUUUCAUUCCCUGACGUCUAUCAUGCGGGAUUUCCUUUUUUUCUUCACUUCUAUUUGUUUUUCUGAAACGUCACCGCUCUCAUUCCUGAGUGGGCAGGUUUCCUUCUCAGGAAGGCACGGCUUCGUUUCGUAUCAGGUUGUUGUCCUUCUUCAUCAAGGGACCCAAGCGUGGGCUCCACUGCCAGCAUUACAAAUGUUGCGGAAGGCAGGAGACAAGAGGGGGCUUUUGCCUGCAACUGUGCUCUAGAUGAUCUUCUAACUUUUUCCCCAUUUAUCAGGUGGUUACUCCUUUCAUCCCCUGGCAUAUGUCAUGCACGUUUUCGCUUUGUUUUUCACUCUUCUGAGUUAAUGUACACUUGAGACUAUCAGGAAGUUAAGAGGUAGCCUCCCAAUAGCUCACGUGCUUGAUGAAUAGCACGAGCUUGUCUUCAAAUAAAAUCUUAAUGGCCCA
Messenger RNA from Cygnus olor (mute swan), 3269 nucleotides. RefSeq names its product protocadherin gamma-A10-like. The record is from RefSeq and is a predicted model, not a curated record. Bases 132 to 3065 code for a protein of 977 amino acids. The transcript has a single exon. Gene Ontology annotation, biological process: homophilic cell-cell adhesion. Gene Ontology annotation, cellular component: plasma membrane. Lineage: Eukaryota; Metazoa; Chordata; Aves; Anseriformes; Anatidae. Gene Ontology annotation, molecular function: calcium ion binding.